UCCUCCUUGAACAAUGUCAAAAAAUAUAAGUUUGCCUGUAUUUUGAGUUUCAAACUUGGCGUUUCUCACUGAUCCCAUUCUUAAGCCUUCGGACGUACAAUGAGGGGAGUGGGAUAAAUGCCACCCCUUUAAAGACUGCGAGCAGUCUCUCUUCUGCUGUAAUAUCCGCGGGAAACACAAAACCUUAGAUGCUGUGCACGUCUGCUCCGAGAUUAGCUUGGGAAGAAGGCCCAUUUGGGGAGUUAUCUCUCGUACCCUCCAUCCCCUCUUGCUAUGCCUGGUUUAUGUCAGGAAAGAUUACGAAAUAAUUACGUUGAAAUAAGUGGCCAGUUUUUCUAAGAUUUGCGGUCCUUAAAUGUUUCGUCGCCUUGAAUUUAUUGAGAUCCUAAAUGUGAAUUUAUCUCUUGGUGUACCAGGGCAUGCAAGGCGAACGCGGACAAGAUGCAGGUAUCGGCCCUCCUGGACCAAAGGGCGUGAUGGGACCUCAAGGAAUACCGGGACCACAAGGCUAUAGUGGAGACGAGGGAAUCACGGGACCUCAAGGUGACCACGGAACUCCUGGUGAAAGAGGCAGAACGGGAACCGAAGGACCACAAGGACCUCCUGGACCGCCCGGCCCACCUGGAGAACAGGGUAUUCCAGGCAAAGCGUCAGUCUCUUGGGUUUACGAAAAUCAAUUACAGCAAAAUAAAGGUCCAGGAUUUAGACUGUACUCAACUGAAGAGGGAAAAUCUAGUGCCGUUUGGAAUUAUCUCAGAGGCCUUGGCAAUGUUAUUUAUUUCUACAAAUCACAAAACGGCACCAGAAUAUCCCCAGCGCGUUCUUGUAGGGAACUUCAUCUGGAACAUCCUGGUUAUCCAAGUGGUAAAUAUUGGAUUGAUCCAAACGAAGGAUGUACCAGUGACGCGGAAUAUGCUUAUUGCGACUUCGAACGAGGUGCCUCCUGUAUAUUUCCAAAGAACAACAAGGUUAAAGACCUCGAUGCAAAACCAUUUCGGUGGAUGAGUGAAAGAUCUCCACGCGGAGAACUUAUAAAUUACAGCAUGAUUCCUGUGCAGAUGAAAUUCUUGAGACUUCUAAGCAGGAGUGUGUAUCAGAACAUAACAUAUCACUGUUAUAAUUCCCGAGCCUGGGACGAACAGGAAGGCCGUACCAUUAGACUGCAAGGAGACAACGAGAUGGAGCUGACAAGCUUUUUGAAGACCAAACCCAUUGUGCUAAAGAAUGGAUGCAAGGUAGCAGACAACGAAUGGCAUCAAACAAUAUUGGAGUUCAACACAACUAGCAAGGAAGCAUUACCAAUCGUUGACGUUGCUCCUUUCGACAUAAAUAAUUCACGUAAAAAGCAAGAGUUUUUCUUGGAAUUGGGGCCCGUCUGUUUUUUGUACUAAUUUCGCCAUAAAUGACUCUCGAUCAUCCGGCCCAUUCACACGUUAUUCAUCUGCUCUAACCGUACAAUGCGUGUGGUUACUAACUGGAUUGGAGCGAAACGAAUAGAUAAAGAUAUGAUACCAAUAUACAAAUUAUCUCUUUUACUCGCGAAAAUGUGUUUUAUUUAUUUAUUGCAGGUUUGAAAUUUCUUAAAAGCUGAAUUAAGUACAUACCUCAUCACAUAGGAUUUCCACGAAACCCUCGCUUUCCUCUUGCCAGUAACCUUACGAGUUCUUGAACAAAAGUUUUAGAAGCUUACUUUCAAUUACGUAGUCUGUAUUUUCUAACAUCUAGGCAAACUCAUUCAAUUGUUUAUACGAUUUUUCUUGUAUAUUAAGUGCGCUGGAAUCGCUAUAUUUAUUCUAAGUGAAAAAUCAUAAAAUACCUCAGUUUAAGAAGCCAAAAGUCUACCUAUACGCUGUUAAUUAUGAAUUGUGCUCAGCUGUGUACAUUUGAUUUUCAAUAUUCCAAGUUUGCUUGGAGUCCAAGGUGACUCUCCAAGCAAGGGGUUUGCUUAUGUUAACAAAUGUCUCCAUACGGGUAUAGAAUAAAUCCUUUUUCUUGUU
Molecule: messenger RNA, 1997 nt
Organism: Orbicella faveolata
Lineage: Eukaryota; Metazoa; Cnidaria; Anthozoa; Scleractinia; Merulinidae
Biological process (GO): extracellular matrix organization
Cellular component (GO): extracellular region
Molecular function (GO): peptidase inhibitor activity; extracellular matrix structural constituent conferring tensile strength
Source: RefSeq, a predicted model, not a curated record